CGUUCUUGAUCACAGAAGGACUUUCUGUCUUCCCUGCGGCGUCUCUGAGGCAUUUUUCAUCCCUUCUACUGUGUUUACUACGCGUCUUUAUACCAAUAUUAUCCAUGGCGAAAGGGAAAAAGGGCAAUUCCAAAAAACUCACAAUCAAACUCCCUCCGAUUCAGCCUGGGCACCGGCACGACGAUGCAAACGAAUUAGACGAGCUGCUCGAGUUCCCGGAAUCACCUUUACUAACUGUGGAAGGUAGUAAAAUGACAGGGCACCUCUCUAAGGUCCAAUGGCCAGCUGGUGAUGCAGAGGAUCAGCUCGAUGAAGACGAUGACUGGGAGGUCGAAGUCGAUGAACUUGAACUAGAGUCAGAUGAAAGUGUAGAAUGCAUUCACCAAUCCACGGAUAGGUCCAGCACUAGUGCAGCCGCAGUCAGCCCUACACUCAAGUUUGUCUAUACAAACCCAGCGUCAUUUGGUGCUUCUCAUAAGCGAAAGCAGCCAGUGGAUCAUGUCUCAUCACCAAAGGCUGCUGUCAAGAAGCGGAAAUUGUCUGGCAUCCCACUUGAUUCAGACAAGGUCAUCAAUCGGCAGCCACUUCGAAAGUCGAAGAAAGCAUCAGCUCGAGGAAAGAAAGUCUGUAGGGAAAGCAUCUUCGACUCGCUGACUCAGAGUGAGGAUAGUGAAGGCAUGGCGGAUGAAGACGCACCACGAAAAUUCACAGUCUAUGUUCAAGUUUGGUCAGCGUCCACAGAGACUCAGAAAAAAACAGGCAAGGCAGUGAAAGCACCCCCACUGGCAGUGACGGUCACGAGAGGCCCUUUCAAACUUGAUACAGCCCAAACCUUCUUGACGUUCAAGCAAGAGGUCGCAAAGGCAUUACCGUGCCGACUUACGAUGUUGCCAGUCACAAAAUUCGAGUGGAAGUUUGAGAACCAGGCACAGAGUGCCCCUCGGAAGAAGAUUGCCGACCAGGCUGGUUACGAGGCACUUGUUGAUGCUGUCUCAGCAAAGUGGACCACUGAUAAUGUUGUUGUUUGGCUAUACACCCCGAAGCCUGCUAAGGAAGAAGAAGAUUGGGAUACUGGCAAGCCUGACUUCAUUGAACACCCGUUUGAUUUUGAUGACGAAGCUGCGCAAGGUGGUUCUGCCAAGGGUGUCAUUGAGGAUAUAGCUGCUAGACGAGUGACGGCAGAAGCAGAACUUCAGGAUUUAUAUCCAUUCGUCUGGGCAACAGCUAUUGUUGCCGGAAAGGCCAACAAGACAGCCCCUCCGACAUCUGCGCAUUUUACAGCCGACAAGAAACUCAAGGUGCUGGCAAGUGUUCGUCCCCCACCAGGUGCACCUCUCUCCGCAUUCGGUGAAUUCUACCAUCAACGUCAAGAAGAACAUGCAAGCCUCACACCGCAUACACAAGCACCAAAUCCAGAACUAUUACACUCCAUCCCAGCUCCAGCACCUGGUUUUCCUCCUUACGUGCCACACCAGCCUUACGGGUUUCAUCCUGGACCCUACUAUCCUCCAUAUAUGCAACCUCCUUAUGCUGGGGGGUUCGGCUAUCCUGCACAACCAUACUAUUCAGGUCAUGGUCAACCAGUCGGAGGGCAUCCACCCUUUGGAACACCUGGGGAGACGUCAGCUUCAUCAUCUCCUAGCGUAACCACAACUCACAAUGUCUCACUAUCGGAAUUCUGUGUCAAAUAUCACAUCUCUGACAGUGAUCAAGCGAAACUUAUGGCUCUCGAGUACCAGCCAGGGAACCGAGCCGUUGAGACACUCGAAGAAAAAGAAUGGCGCGACAUUGGCCAGUUUACGAAACUUGGUUGGCAAGCAUUUCUUGGCGCACAUAGAAAAUUUUGUACCACCAUCAAAUCUGGUACUUGGUUGCAGUGAUUCCUACUUUGCACUUUUCCCUUUUUUUCGUUCGUGACUGUCCCCAAAAAUAUUCAUUUGUGUACACUAUAGACCACUCUCUGUCAUGUAACAAUAUAGCCUGCAUUUUUGAACCAUCCACGUGCCUUGUCUGCGGUAAUACAGC
Molecule: messenger RNA, 2025 nt
Organism: Suillus paluster
Lineage: Eukaryota; Fungi; Basidiomycota; Agaricomycetes; Boletales; Suillaceae
Exons: 6
Coding region: 105-1880 (591 amino acids)
Source: RefSeq, a predicted model, not a curated record